AUUAACGGAUAGACGCGGCGAGUUUGUGGUUGGACGGUAGGAAAAAGUCAUAUGUCAAUUAAUAAUUCUUCAACAUUUCUUCUCUGUGAGCCGUGACGGUGUCUUACACGGAGAGAAGGUGCAAAAAAGGAGAGGGAUGAAGAGGAAGAAGAGGGCAGAGGAACGGGGAGAUUGGUGCAAAAAAGGAGCGCAAGUUGAAGUCAGCCUGGAAGACGACGGUUUCCGAGGCUCCUGGUACGCCGCCACCGUCCUCCGCACGAUUUCCCGGAAGAACAACAAGAUCUUCCUCGAGUUCCACAACCUCGUCGACGACGCCGACCCCGCCAAGCCCCUCCGCCAGUCCGUCCACUUCAUCCUCGUCCGCCCCGUCCCCCCACGCGAGCCCACGCGCUCCUUCCGGCUCAGCGAGGAGGUCGACGCUUUCCACGUCGACGGCUGGUGGGAGGGCGUGGUCACGGAAGUUCUAGACUCUUCCAGAUACUCCGUCUUCUUCCGCUGCUCCCGCGAGCAGAUUCAGUUCCACGAGUCGCAGCUCCGCCUCCACCGCGAGUGGUUUCACCGCCAUUGGGUCCCUUCCUUCCCCGAUCCUCCGCUUCCUUCCUCUUAGUUUUGUUUGAUCAGCCGGGGCUUAUUUUUGUGAUGACUGCUUGGACUGGAUUUUAAGUGGUACAACUGGAGUUCAACGCUUCAACUUGUGUACUUUUUUGUUAAAGAUGUUUUUUGACCCCUAGUGAUUGGUCCCAGGAGCAUAUAUAUAGGCAAAAUAUAUAGUCAGCACCUCAACAAAGACCUUAACAUGCUCCACGUUGACCUGACAUGGGGAAAAGUGAGGAUUCUCCCAUGUUUUAAGAUGAGAGAAAUUUCAUCAUUCAUCAUGUCAACGUGCUCCAUAUGAGUAUAUUUACGUUAAAUUAUUAUACAUUUAUACUUUGGAUUCGGUGUUGAUGAUGUAUUUGUUGUUGACUUGAUAGUUGUGAAGACUUGAUGCAGGAGUAACUCUUAGAAUGGAAUGUCAAUGUGUUCAAUUUUACAACAGUUUUCAGAGUACAAG
Cuscuta epithymum is the source of this 1051-nucleotide messenger RNA. NCBI's taxonomy places the organism in Eukaryota, Viridiplantae, Streptophyta, Magnoliopsida, Solanales, Convolvulaceae. The record is from the annotation of a GenBank genome assembly.